Kwoniella shivajii is the source of this 2382-nucleotide messenger RNA. RefSeq lists its product as uncharacterized. NCBI's taxonomy places the organism in Eukaryota, Fungi, Basidiomycota, Tremellomycetes, Tremellales, Cryptococcaceae. Gene Ontology annotation, molecular function: ATP binding; ATP-dependent peptidase activity; metalloendopeptidase activity. Gene Ontology annotation, cellular component: mitochondrial inner membrane. The transcript is spliced from 12 exons. Gene Ontology annotation, biological process: protein quality control for misfolded or incompletely synthesized proteins; mitochondrion organization. The record is from RefSeq and is a predicted model, not a curated record. The coding region runs from base 1 to 2382 and encodes 793 amino acids.
AUGGCAUUCCGACAUUUUCAACCUUUGGGUGUUAUGUUGACUGGGCCAAGAUGUGCUAGAACUGCUCGUGGGCGAAUGGCAGCUACUAGGAUAUCGACUACAAUUCAACCAUCAAUCUUCUUCAAUCGGUCAUUAACCACUUCUUCCUCUUUUCAAGGGAUAUUCAGUUCAUCUUCCUCUUCAAAAUCAGACUCCGCUUCUACACCGAAUUCACCACCUCAAAUUGAUGCAGAUACGCCAUUGACGCCAUUCCAGAGUCGGAUAGCAGCACUUGAAACCGCCGCUCAAUCAUCACCAGAAGACUUGACUGCUCAAUUAGCAUUAUUGAGAGAAUUAGCUUCAGGAGGUGAAUAUAGAGGUCUAGCUGCAUAUUACGAAACCAUGGCUUUAUCUGAUCCUUCACAAGAUGGAAGUGGUAGUGGAAGUGUUAGUCUGUUGAAAGAUGAUGAAAGCUGGCAAUUGUUUUUAGAUUCAUUAGCGAAAAAUGGUAGAUUAGGUGAAAUCGUUUCUAUGGUCAGAAGAAGAGAUGAUCUGAUCAAUAAAAUCGGUAACACUUCUAUUCCCAUAUCUUCUACAUCGUCAUCAUCAUCAACGCUGAGUAAUGGUUCUUCAACGUCAUCUGUACUAUCACAUUUAUCAAGUUCUAAUCCAAGUCCAACCUCAAUUUCUGCAUCCAAUAUAGCGUCAUCACCAUCCGGUUCUUCUCACUCAAGUUCAACAUCACCUUCACCAUUAUCAGCUUAUGUCACUGGCUCAUCUUCAUCUUUAUCUACAAGUCAGAAUGGACAAUCUGGAUCUGCGUUAAAUCCAUUAUACGUCCAAAUGGCUCCUCCUACUCCACAGGCAAACGCAUGGAAAGCAUUAAGGUGGUUAGGUGGUUUCUUACUUUGGGGUUUCAUAAUCUUAACUGUAAUGUCAAUGAUAAUGGAAAAUACCGGUUUAUUAAAAGCUGGACCUGGACCAGCAGAAUUUGAACCUGAGGAAGGAAAAGUCGUCAAGUUUAGUGAUGUCCAUGGUGUAGAAGAAGCUAAGAGUGAACUAGAAGAAAUCGUCGAAUUCCUUAAAAACCCAGAGAAAUUCUCAAAUUUGGGUGGUAAAUUACCUAAAGGUGUCCUCCUCACCGGUCCGCCAGGAACAGGUAAAACAAUGUUAGCUAGAGCUGUCGCUGGUGAAGCGGAAGUCCCAUUCUUGUUCGCUUCGGGAAGUAGUUUCGACGAGAUGUUUGUCGGUGUUGGAGCCAAGCGUGUCAGAGAGCUCUUCGCUGCUGCCCGAAAGAAGGCCCCUGCAAUCGUGUUCAUUGAUGAAUUGGAUGCAAUCGGUUCUAAACGAAGUGCGAAAGACCAACAUUAUAUGAAACAAACACUCAAUCAGCUGUUGGUCGAACUUGAUGGUUUUGAACAAUCCGAAGGUGUCAUCAUCAUCGCUGCUACCAACUUCCCUGAAUCAUUGGACAAAGCUUUGACCAGACCUGGUAGAUUCGAUAGACAUGUCACCGUUGGUUUGCCUGAUGUUCGUGGCCGAGUGGCAAUAUUGAAACAUCACAUGGGAGAAGUAUCUUUUGACGUCGACGUUGAUCCAUCGAUCAUUGCUAGAGGAUGUCCUGGAAUGAGCGGAGCAGAUUUACAAAAUCUGGUAAAUCAAGCUGCUGUUAAAGCUUCUCGUGAAGGCGCCAAGACAGUCGGACUGAAACAUUUCGAAUGGGCUAAAGACCGAAUUCUCAUGGGCGCAGAACGGAAAUCUCAUUUCGUAACUGAGGAAUCUAAACGUGCUACUGCAUAUCAUGAAGGUGGUCAUGCUUUGGUCGCUCUACAUACUCCCGGCGCAAUGCCUUUACACAAAGUAACAAUCAUGCCUCGUGGUCAAGCAUUAGGUAUAACCUUCCAACUUCCCGAAGCUGACAAAGACUCGUAUACGAAGAGAGAAUACAACGCAAUGAUAGAUGUUGCAUUAGGUGGAAGAGCAGCUGAAGAAAUGAUAUAUGGUGAAGAUGACGUAACAUCAGGAUGUUCGAGUGAUCUACAAAGAGCUACAGAUGUAGCAGCUAGAAUGAUUAGAAGCUACGGAUUCAGUGAGAAAGUCGGACUAGUGGCUCAUGGUGAUGAAGAAAGUGUCUACUUAUCGGGAAAGAAGAAAGACGAGAUCGAAUCUGAGAUAAGGAAUUUCUUGGACACUGGUAUGACCAGAACGAGGGAUUUGUUGAAGACUCGUGAGGAUGAAUUACAUAAGCUCGCAACAGCAUUGGUAGAGUACGAAACCCUUUCAUUAGAUGAAGUGAAACAGAUUCUCGCAGGCCAAAGGUUAAAUCGUCCGACAACGGAAGGUGAAAGUCUGAAAGGAAUAGCAGAGCAAGAAGGUAAAGGUGAAAUAGUAGAUGGUAUAUAA